AGUUUGGCCUUAUAAAAGAACUAAAACCUCUCGGCGUUAGAUUAUCAUAAUAAUAUCACCACCGUAGAGACCGCCGCUUAGGGCGUCUCCUCCUCCGCAAUCCCAGUAAACAAAACAACCCUUCUUCCGCCGGAAUCCGUCGCUCCCGAUUGUCUGGAUGGGGAGAGUUAAUGUGGAUGGUCUCCGCUAUCGAUCUGGGGAAAGACCAAACGCUCUUAAGAAUAUUAAAAAGACUAUUAGCAAAGAAAAGCCACAUAAGAAGAAGAAGAAGUCACUGAAAGGAAAAGCUUGGAAGGGUGUAACAUGCCCUGUCUGUCUUGAGUUCCCUCAUCACUCGGUUCUCCUCCUUUGCUCUUCUUACUACAAAGGUUGCCGUCCUUACAUGUGCGCCACUGGAAACCGGUUCUCAAACUGUCUAGAGCAGUACAAAAAAGCCUAUGCCAAGGAGGAGAAGAGCGGUAAACCUGCGGAGCUCUUGUGCCCGCUCUGUCGGGGUCAGGUGAAAGGUUGGACUGUGGUGAAAGAUGCUCGAAAGUAUCUGAACUCGAGGAAAAGGGGUUGCAUGAACGACAGCUGUUUGUUUUCCGGAAGCUAUAGGCAGCUCAAGAAACAUGUUAAGGAGGUUCACCCGAGAGCUAAACCGAGAGCGAUUGAUCCUGUGAUGGAGGAGAAGUGGAAGAAGCUUGAAGUUGAGAGGGAGAGGAGUGAUGUAAUCAGCACGCUCAUGUCGUCAACACCCGGUGCUAUGGUUUUUGGAGACUAUGUUAUUGAGCCUUACAACGGUGAAUCUGAUUCUUAUGAUGAUGACCUUGAGUCGGAUGAUUCUAUGGAUGAUGAUGGGUACUUGGAUCUGGGAUCGCUAGGAGCAUUUGGCAUAAGCAGCCGUCUGCAACCGCUUUCUGCUACAGCCAACAGGACAAGCGGAUUUCGCAAUUACAGGAUGAUCAACCACCGAUACCAAAGAAGAGGUGGGAGAGGAAGGCGGUAAAUGGAAGAUUUUAUGAUUUGAUGUCUGACCCAAAAAUAAAAGUUUUGAGCUCUGUGAAGUCUUGAAGGGGGAAGGACAAAUGGGGAACAUAACAUAGGGUUGGUGUUUUUUGUUAGCGGUUUUGGGUUCGAGGUUUGAAGAAUGAGAGUAGUGUUGUUCCCUCCACCUUUGAUUUUAAAGAGUCUUUUUCAUAUGAUUGCUUUCAUUUUUUCAAUAACCCUUAGUUGUUUGCGUCUUUAGCACUUUCUUUUUCUUUACAAUUGGAUUUAAAAAUAUCA
Messenger RNA from Raphanus sativus (radish), 1266 nucleotides. RefSeq lists its product as uncharacterized. The transcript has 2 exons. The record is from RefSeq and is a predicted model, not a curated record. Lineage: Eukaryota; Viridiplantae; Streptophyta; Magnoliopsida; Brassicales; Brassicaceae. The coding region runs from base 158 to 988 and encodes 276 amino acids.